AUGGCCGCGGCCAAGGCCACCGGCGUGGCCGCGGCGGCGACCUCCGCAGUGUUCCGGAGCAACCAGGAGCUCACGCGCCUGGCGCGUUCGGGACAGCUGGCCGCGGCACGCCGCCUGUUCGAUGAGAUGCCCCACCGCAACACCGUCUCCUACAACGCCAUGCUCUCCGCGCUCGCGCGCCACGGCCGCCUCGCGGACGCGCGACGCCUGUUCGACGAGAUUCCCCGCCGCAAUCUCGUCUCCUGGAACGCCAUGAUCGCGGCCUGCUCUGACCACGGCCGUGUAGCGGACGCCCGGGAGCUGUUCGACGCAAUGCCUGCCCGGGACGACUUCUCCUGGACGUUGAUGGUCUCCUGCUAUGCACGCGCGGGCGAGCUCAAGCUUGCCAGGGAGACGCUCGAUCGAAUACCUGGGAAGAAGUGCACGGCAUGCUACAAUGCCAUGAUCUCUGGAUACGCGAAGAAUGGCAGGUUUGAUGACGCGGUGACGUUGCUGCGGGAAAUGCCGGCCCCUGACAUAGUUUCUUGGAACUCGGUGCUGGUCGGGUUGACCCGCAAUGAGAAAAUAGUUCGGGCGGCCCAGUUCUUUGACGAGAUGCCGCAAAGGGACAUGGUGUCCUGGAACUUGAUGCUGGAGGGCUAUGUGCGCGCUGGAGAUCUCAAUGCGGCUGCUGGCUUAUUUGAGAGAGUUCCGUCACCUAAUGUCGUCUCUUGGGUCACCUUGCUCAAUGGUUAUUGCCGGGCAGGGAGGAUUGGUGAGGCGAGAGAAUUGUUCGACAGAAUGCCUGAACGGAAUGUGGUGUCUUGGAAUGUGAUGCUUGGUGGGUAUUUGCGGCUUUCGCACAUGGAUGAGGCCUAUAGAUUGUUUUCAGAGAUGCCAGAUAAGAACUCAAUUUCGUGGACGACAAUGAUAAGUGCAUUAGUGCGUGCUGGGAAGCUCCAAGAAGCAAAGGAUAUGCUGAACAAGAUGCCUUUUGAUAGUUUUGCAGCGAAGACUGCACUGAUGCAUGGCUAUCUGCAGAGCAAGAUGAUCGAUGACGCACGCCACAUCUUUGAUGCACUUGAGGUCCGAGAUGCGGUGUGCUGGAAUACAAUGAUAUCUGGCUAUGUCCACUGUGGAAUGCUUGACGAGGCCAUGGUGUUGUUCCAGCAAAUGCCAAACAAGGAUAUGGUUUCUUGGAACACCCUGAUUGCUGGCUAUGCCCAAGAUGGUCAAAUGCGCAAGGCAGUAGGUAUAUUCAGAAAGAUGAAUCAGAGGAAUGCAGUAUCGUGGAAUUCAGUUAUCUCCGGGUUUGUUCAGAAUGGGCUCUGUUUCGAAGCACUCCAAUAUUUCCUGCUCAUGAGAAGGGAUGCAAAGAUGGCUGAUUGGUCUACAUAUGCGAGUUGUCUCAGCGCAUGCGCGGACUUGGCUGCUUUGCAAGUCGGGAGGCAAUUCCACAGUCUUCUUGUCAGGAGUGGGUAUAUCAGUGAUUCCUUUGCUGGAAAUUCCCUGAUUUCUGCAUAUGCCAAGUGUGGACGGAUCUUAGAAGCAAGACAAAUAUUUGAUGAGAUGGCAGGUCAGGACAUUGUUUCAUGGAAUGCGCUCAUUGAUGGCUAUGCUUCUAAUGGUCGUGGGACCGAGGCUAUUUCAGUUUUCCGAGAAAUGGAAGCCAAUGGUGUCCGACCCGACGAGGUCACAUUUGUGGGUGUCUUGUCAGCCUGUAGUCAUGCAGGAUUAAUUGACGAAGGAUUGCGUUUCUUCAACUCGAUGACAAAAGAAUACUCAUUACAGCCUGUGGCUGAACACUACGCUUGCAUGGUGGAUCUACUUGGAAGAGCUGGGAGACUGAGCGAAGCCUUUAAACUUGUUCAGGGAAUGCAGAUCCAGCCUAAUGCUGGUGUAUGGGGUGCAUUGCUUGGAGCAUGCCGGGUGCACAAGAACGACGAGCUCGCGCAGUUUGCAGCUGAGAAGUUAUUCGAACUGGAACCUCGCAAGACCUCGAACUAUGUUCUGCUGUCGAACAUCAGCGCGGAGUCGGGCAAGUGGGAUGCAGCUGAAAACAUGAGGACCUUGAUUAAAGAAAGGGGAGUGCAUAAACCACCUGGUUUAGCUGGAUCAACAUAG
Triticum turgidum subsp. durum (durum wheat) is the source of this 2103-nucleotide messenger RNA. NCBI's taxonomy places the organism in Eukaryota, Viridiplantae, Streptophyta, Magnoliopsida, Poales, Poaceae. The record is from the annotation of a GenBank genome assembly.